AUGCUCGCAACAAGAAUACUCCGUGCCGCAAAUGGCGCGAAGCCCAACAUUACCGGCUUCGACAUCAACAAGCUGAGGGCUGCCACUGGUACGCCCAAUGAGGCGUGGCGAUACCAGGGACCUUUCACGAGGUGGAACCGAUUCAAGGGCACCCUUCCCGGCCUCGGAACCGCGACCGUUGCGUUUACGAUCUACUGCCUGUACGAGCACUUCUUCCUCGAGGAUGCCCACCACCACGGACACGGAGAGGGCCAUGGCCACGGCCACGGCCACGGCGAGGAGAAGCACUAA
Molecule: messenger RNA, 291 nt
Organism: Parascedosporium putredinis
Lineage: Eukaryota; Fungi; Ascomycota; Sordariomycetes; Microascales; Microascaceae
Source: the annotation of a GenBank genome assembly